Syngnathoides biaculeatus (alligator pipefish) is the source of this 2475-nucleotide messenger RNA. Its product is annotated as toll-like receptor 1. Bases 1 to 2475 code for a protein of 824 amino acids. Gene Ontology annotation, molecular function: protein binding; transmembrane signaling receptor activity. Lineage: Eukaryota; Metazoa; Chordata; Actinopteri; Syngnathiformes; Syngnathidae. Gene Ontology annotation, biological process: immune response; inflammatory response; toll-like receptor signaling pathway. The record is from RefSeq and is a predicted model, not a curated record. The transcript is spliced from 2 exons. Gene Ontology annotation, cellular component: membrane.
AUGUCGUUCCUAAGGACCAUUGUGGCGGUGUUGUUGGUUGUUUUCCCGUUAACUCCAGACCGUACGGCGACAGGGUGGGACGGCAAACGAUUUGAAUUGUGCGUGACUUCGAGAAGGAGAGUUGCAGACCUCUCCAAUCAAAAUCUUACAUCCUUUCCCUUAAAUCUGCCAGACACCACGGAAUACUUGGACGUCUCUCACAACCCCAUCCAAAGUAUCAGCGCAGACGCUUUCCCCCGGCUGCCUCUGUUGUGUUUUCUGAAUGUGACUCAUUGCGGGCUCAGGGUGAUCUCUCCUGGUGUGUUUCAACACACUCCUGGCCUUCAACUUCUGGAUAUGUCCUCCAACGAACUCACAAUCAUCCCUGAUAUCUCACUGCCACGAUUGACCGUGUUGGAUUUAUCCGAUAAUCUCUACGAGGCCUAUCAGCUGCCGGAUUGUUUUCAGAACCUUGCAAAUCUGCGAGUGCUGUCAUUAGGAAGCAAAGCGGCUCUGUCAGUGAAUUUAAAUGACUUCAAACCUGUGACGAGCAUCCCCUUGGAGCAUUUGGUUCUGGGUGCAGGAGUUCCAUGGCAAAAGUAUGAAUCGGGAGCGCUUGGGGUGUUGUCCCUGCAGAAGUUGUCGCCUUUCACUAACUUCUGUGGGCGUUUCAGUUUGUUUGACAACCUCCUCGUGGAUCUGAAUGUGACACGGGCGAGUGCCUUGAGGUUCCUCACCGUGUUUUCUGACGAUUGCAACGUGACCGACGACCCCUUCCAGAACCUGAGAUCAAUGCCCUAUGUUCGAAACCUCACCAUAGAAAACACUUGGCUCAACAGCUCGUUCAUGGAGAUAUUCUUAAAGAACCUUUGGCUGUCUUCUUCUCAGAAUAUCUCCUUUAUCAAUGUCACAUACAACGAAGAUACACCUGAUGGUUUACAGUUUCAGUUUCAUCCCGUCAAUCACAGCAUUAGUCUUCGCUCUGUAACCUUUAAUGGAGUAAUACAUCAUCAAUACAAGUAUCCUACAUUUAACAUGAGCUUUGAUGAUGUUUCAAAUGUGAACUAUGUGAAAUUUUCUAGGAGUGGAAUGAACAUUUUACCCUGUAAACUCUUAUCUGUCCUCCCAACAUUGGAAACCUUGGACGUGUCAGACAACCUCCUGAGCGAUUUGGGUUUCUGGUGGCCUCCGUGUUCCAACACUUCAGUUUUUCCCAAACUGAAGCACCUGUUGUUGAGCAAGAACCGUUUCAGCAGUUUGUCUUUCAUCUCAGGACAGACACAUAAAAUGAAACAGCUGGAGUCCUUGGAUUUGAGCUUCAAUUCCAUAUACUUGGAUGUCAGCUGCAAAUGGCCCGCUCACUUGACUGAGCUCAAUCUCGGGAAUAACAAUCUGGGCAACAAAGUUUUUGAGUACCUGUCACCAAAUUUCCAGCGAAUUUACUUGUCAAAAACGGGAAUAACUGCCAUAAACCAAGAGGACCUGUCUCGGUUUCCCAAACUGACACACCUCCAUCUCAGUGCUAACAGCGUCCAAGUGCUCCCAGAACUACUCGAUGCCCCAAACCUCAUCAGUUUCUUCGUGGACCGGAACGCGAUCACGGGUCUUUCUCGGUAUGUCUUUGCGGGAUUUCCGAAGCUUCAGCUCCUCCAAGCUGGGAACAAUCCCUUCGUAUGCUCAUGUGACCUCCACUGGUUCCUCAAAGACUUUAACAAGUCUUUGCUCUUGGACUGGCCCUUGGACUAUUCAUGCAGCACGCCGAAACAGUUAAAGGGCCUGCCAUUGUCCGAGUAUAAAACCAGUGUGAUCUCGUGCGAAAUAUGGCUCCAAACAACAGUGGCUUUCUCGGUGUUACUAUUAGUCGCAACAACCUUGGGCCUGCUUUUCUACAAACUGGAUGGUGCGUGGUACACAAAGAUGUUAUGGGUGUGGAUCCGGGUGAAGAGGAGAGGCAAGAAGCGUUCGUAUUUGCUGAAGAAUAUGUCAUUUUCUUACCACGCGUUCAUCUCCUACAGUCAUCGGGAUGCCAAGUUUGUGAGCAGCGAACUGGUCCCCUCCUUGGAGAGCGUUGGGAUUUCACUGUGUGUUCACGAACGUGAUUUUUUACCUGGCGAAUUCAUCAUAGACAACAUCAUCAACUGCGUGGAGUCCAGCUACAAAACCCUCUUCCUCCUCUCCAAACAUUUCGUCCAGAGCGAAUGGUGCAACUACGAGCUGUUCUUUGCCCAGCACAGAGCCAUCAACAUCCAAGAGGACUCUUUGGUGUUCAUCCUUUUGGAGCCCAUCCCCACCGACUGCCUGCCCAAAAAGUACUUGCGACUGAGGACUUUGCUCCAGCAGCAGACGUACCUGGAGUGGCCGAAGGACGAGUGCAAGCAGCAAGUCUUUUGGGCGAGUCUUAAAUCCAUGCUGCGUAUGGCAGACAAAUCUGUGGUUUUGAGGGGGGUGGCUGUGGAUCUUGCAGAUACAGCACACCUACUUCCCAAUCAGGCUUAG